Rhodofomes roseus is the source of this 529-nucleotide messenger RNA. Its product is annotated as Snf7 family. The record is from RefSeq and is a predicted model, not a curated record. The transcript is spliced from 4 exons. Gene Ontology annotation, cellular component: multivesicular body; ESCRT III complex. NCBI's taxonomy places the organism in Eukaryota, Fungi, Basidiomycota, Agaricomycetes, Polyporales, Fomitopsidaceae. Bases 137 to 529 code for a protein of 130 amino acids. Gene Ontology annotation, biological process: protein transport; endosome transport via multivesicular body sorting pathway; late endosome to vacuole transport.
CCCCGCCGAGCGGCUGCGGCAACACCAACGUGACAUCGCGAAGGCGCAGCGCGAGCUCGACAGGGAGAGGGCGAAGCUCGAGCAGCAGGAGAAGAAGCUCAUCAUGGACAUCACGAAGAGUGCGAAGGCGGGGUAGAUGAAUACGUGCAAGGUCAUGGCGAAGGAUACCGUACGGACGCAGCGAUACGUCCAGAAGUUCUAUCAGAUGCGGACACAGCUGCAGGCCGUCGGGCUCCGGAUACAGACACUCAGGAGCAACCAGCAGAUGGCGGACGCGAUGCGCGGCGCGACUCGUGCAAUGGGCAUGAUGAAUCACGGCGUGAAUCUCCCGCAAAUACAACGGAUCAUGAACGAGGUUGAGCGAGAGAGCACGACGAUGGUCAUGAAGGAAGAGAUGAUGUCCGACGCGGUCGACGACGAGCUCGAGGACGAGGACGCAGAGAGCAACACGAUCCUCAAGCAGGUGCUCGACGAGAUCGGUGUCGACCUCUUGCAGCAGCAUGGGGCCCUCAAGUCGAACGUGAGGUAG